AGCAUUAGAACAUUAACCAAAAAAAGCUGAAGAACAAGUGUUGCUGAUGGAAUGGUCUGCAGAGGUGGAAUUUUUCUAGGUACCGUUGCUACUGCAGGAAUGAUAGCAGGUUUUGGCACCACGCUUGCCAUGGCAAAAAAGAAGAACCCAGACUGGUUCAGUAAGGGGAUUACUGCCACAGCUACAUUACCAGAGAGUGGUUCGUCACUGGCCUUACGAGCCCUGGGAUGGGGUUCGCUCUAUGCGUGGUGCGGAGUUGGACUGCUAAGUUUUGCCAUCUGGAAGGCGCUGGGUGUGCACAGUAUGAAAGAAUUAAAAACUAAAAUGCAGUCAAUGUUUCCAGCAAUUCCUAAAAAUAGUGAGUCCACUGUUGAAUGGGAAGACUUACUUAAAUCCAAGUGAAAGACUCAGAGCCAUUUGGAGAUGUCUUUUUCAGCAAGAACAGGAGCUGAAGCAGCAGAAAUAUCCCAUGUGAAAAAGAGAGAAGAAAACUUGGAGUGAGCAAGUUACUGAGUUCACAGAUCCUGGGAAUAUCAGUUAACAUCUAGCAACAAGGGAAUUAAAAACAAAACCAAGCAAAACAGGUUGUAUUGUACUUUUCAGCAUGCUUGUUGAUUUCUGAGGAAAUGAACUCCCCAAGAGAAGUUGGAUUCACUUUGAAAGAAGACUCUAUUUUAUGAAGACUUAAAGAUGAAAUCGAUCUUCAGUAGUAAAUAUAAGGACAAAACCUCGGUAAACUGUUAUCGCAUCCUGUGUCUUAUAGGAAUUUUAGGAAAUUUCUCUAGGACACAAAACGGUACUUUCAGUGACAUGUACAUAUCCCAUUAGAAAUAUAACAUCAAGUCCAUUAUAAGAGAUCUGUUACUGAGCCUGAAGGUAAAGCACACAGUGCACUUUUCUAAAAAUAAAGGAGAUAUUUAAAUUUGCAGCAGAGGAAGUAUCUAAACCAAACUAUUUCUUUGUGUCUGGGGGGAAAGUUUACUUUGCUGGCAGUGACCUACUGAGCUCCUUUGCAGAGCAUCAGAAGAGAUUUCUACAAGUGCACUGUUUUCUCAGUGUUAGGUUUUUUACUGGAUCCUGCAAUAGUGAAUCUGAUAGUUUGCAUAAAAGUUUCUACUAUAUUUGUAUAGCAACUUAAGUUGUGAAAAAGGUGUAAAAUUAUGAGACACACCGUGUCCCCUACACAAUAUUUUCAGCCAAGAAAGUAUAUGGGCUGGGCUAGUUUUUUGGUAUUUCACUGGUUCCUGUGGUUCUUCUACCUGGAGAAGCAAUGUGACACUUUUCCACACUGCAGUAAUCUCAUAAAGUGUGGGUGUAAGAAGAAUAAUGUCUUACUCAAGCAUUGUAUUUGCAGAACUGUAGAUCUGUAAAAAUGCAGAAAUAAUAAUAAUAAAAAAAAAAAGCUAUCAGUGAACAA
Molecule: messenger RNA, 1417 nt
Organism: Strigops habroptila (Kakapo)
Lineage: Eukaryota; Metazoa; Chordata; Aves; Psittaciformes; Psittacidae
Gene: TMEM242
Product: transmembrane protein 242
Exons: 4
Coding region: 52-402 (116 amino acids)
Source: RefSeq, a predicted model, not a curated record